AUGAAAAAUAAUAAAAGUAAUAAUAACCAAAAGGUUGUAAAAAAAUCAAACCCACCACAACAAAAACAACAACAACAACCAAAACAAAAAGUACAACAAAAUAAACCACAACAAAAACAACCACAAAAACCAAACCAAACCAAACCACAACAACAACAACCACAACAAACUAAAUCAAAAAAAGAACAAAUUCCACCUAAAAAAGCUUUAAAACCAGUUGAAAAAGUAGAAGAGGAAAUAGAGGAUGUAGAAGAAAAUGAAGAUACCGAAACCAAUAACCCACUUGGUAUUGAUAGUGAAUUAUAUGAAGAUAUAACAAAGAUUCAACUUGAAAUUGAUAAUAUAUCAAAUAAAGAAAUGCAACAAAAACUAAAAUUAGAUAUUGAAAGAGAUAGAGCAUUUACUCCAUUUUUCAAUGAAAGAGAAAAAUUAUUAUCAUCAAUUCCAAACUUUUGGCAUAAAGUUAUUACCAGCCACCCAAUCCUCACAGCUUUAAUUACAGGCAAAGACGAUGAAUUAAUUAAGAAUUUAACAAACUUUAAAGUUGAUGUUAUGGAUUCAGGAAAUGUUAGAUUUAAUUUUACUUUUAAAAAUAAUAAUUUUAUUAAAAACAAAUCAAUUUGGAAAGAAUAUGCAUUCGAUGAUCAAGGUAUAUCAACAACAUGUUCACCAAUCCAAUGGAAAAAUGGAAAUGAUAUUACAAAAAAAAGAGAAGGAGAAGACCCAUCAUUCUUUUCAUGGUUUGCCGAUCAAGAUGAUUUAGAAAUAUUUGAUAUUUUAAAACAUGAAAUUUGGAUGUUCCCAAACGAUUUUUAUAAUAAUUAA
Dictyostelium purpureum is the source of this 825-nucleotide messenger RNA. RefSeq lists its product as uncharacterized. Gene Ontology annotation, cellular component: chromatin; nucleus. Lineage: Eukaryota; Evosea; Eumycetozoa; Dictyosteliales; Dictyosteliaceae. Gene Ontology annotation, molecular function: histone binding; chromatin binding. The transcript is spliced from 3 exons. The record is from RefSeq and is a predicted model, not a curated record. The coding region runs from base 1 to 825 and encodes 274 amino acids. Gene Ontology annotation, biological process: nucleosome assembly.